Molecule: messenger RNA, 1151 nt
Organism: Orussus abietinus
Lineage: Eukaryota; Metazoa; Arthropoda; Insecta; Hymenoptera; Orussidae
Exons: 5
Coding region: 328-960 (210 amino acids)
Source: RefSeq, a predicted model, not a curated record
GCAGGUUGUGUAUUUUGGUUUUUCAUCCGCGUCGACGCGACCCGUAAUGACGGGCAAGGCUUAAUUACUCCCAAAUGUAUGCCACAUUUUCCGAAACACCUGGUUCUCGCUCAGUUUCGACCGUUCCUCGACACGGCGGUAAUUGGACGGAUCGGCGCCGAUCGAGCCACCGAGCCGCGAGAGACAAUAUGUCACCCCAGGAAGCGCUCGUUCCGCGUUCAAUGACAUUUCCAUGAGCUGUCGUUCCAUGAGCGUUUACGUAUGCAUUCGGACACCUCCGAUCGAAGUCGUUAAAGUGGAAGGAAAAAAUUGGAACAUCCGGUCGUAAUGGGCCAAAUGGUGGGACGUAUGCCGGACACGUGGGAGGAAUUACUCGAAGAAAGGAAUCGGGUACUUCACUGGAGUGCCGAGGUCCUAGCUCGGGUUGACGACAAUAUGACGAACGAGGACACGUUUCUAAUGGAUUACGACAACGACAGGGUAAACGAGAAAGUCGAGAAAUGGGUCCACAGUAACAGAGCUCGCGCGGAUGCAGUCAUCGCCAAAUACCCCGAUACAACCGAGGAUUGCAUCGCAAUAAUUGACAAUGGGAUGAUCAAGAUAAUCGAGGAGAUGAACAACAAAAUGCGGAAGGACUAUCGGAACGGGUACUCGGAGCUGAGGAAAUUUACAAAGCGAGUCGAUCGCCUCGGUUACAAAGAAAGGCAGAUCCACGCAUCGAUCGAGCGGCUCGAAUCGGAGUGCCAGGGUGAUCCGAAGAAGUUCCAGAAGAAGCUGGGCCCUCUCCGGUUGAAAGUCUUCGACAACCUGGAAAUAGCCGAGAAAAUAAUGUUCCAGGACAAGCGAUACAAGACGGCAUUCACAAAAAAGGUCUACGACAUCGACCACGAGAACAUGGCCGAGUGCGCGAAAAGGUUCGAGAAGCUCCUCGCGGAAUUCGAGAGGUGUGCACAGAAAUAAGCUGGAGCGGAGGAACGGCGAUUAAUGUUCCACUUCCUGAUACGGUUACGAGAUACGCGCCGGGCAGCGUUGAUUUUAAACGUCGAUAAAUAAGCAACAACCGGCUGUAUAUCGAGCCCCUGGAAAUAAAGCACAGCGAGAGGCGAUGCGAACGGAAAGCGGCACUCGAGGCACUCCCUUUCCCUUCCAUA